AUGAUUAUCAGAAGUAUAUUUUUUGCGGCGUUUGUAUUAUAUUUUUCUAUUUCUUCGGCAAUCAAAAUAUGUGACCGAAAGCCAAUUUCAAUAUCAACACCAAAAAGUACAAAUCCACAUCCAUUUAGAAUUGUUUUUAAAGGAAAUAUAGAAUAUUAUACACCAGGAACUACAUACACAGUUUUACUGCAAGGUAUUAAGACUACUGCAACACCAAGUUUUACUAGUUUUAUAUUGAUGGUCGAGUCUGAAGAGAGCCAGAAUUAUGACGACGAAAACAACGACUUUAUAUCUGGAAAAUUUCAACUUACUGGUGACGUAAGAACAAAAAUUAGCGAAGUCUGCCCAAAUACAGUUACUCAGACCUCUUUAAUUCCAAAAUCAGAAGUACAAGUAUUUUGGACAGCUCCGUCAUCUGGUAGCGGAUGUGUUGUAUUUAGAGCUACAAUUGUUGAAUAUCGUGAUAUUUGGUAUAUGGACGAUGAACAUUUAAACAAAAGAAUUUGCGAAGAAAGUAAUGAAAGCAAUGACGAUAACGCUAAUGUAGUAUACGAGUGUUGUGCGUGUCAUGAAGCUAAGUUCGAGUUAACUUUUGAAGGACUAUGGUCAAGACAUACUCACCCAAAAGAUUACCCGGACGACAAUUGGCAGACUCGAUUUAGUGAUGUUAUUGGCGCUUCACAUACAAUUGACUAUCGAUUUUGGGAACAAGAUCAAGUAGCUUCCGAUGGAAUGAAUAGCAUAGCACAAAGUGGAACUACUUCGACUUUGGAAUCUGAACUUAAAUCCAAAAGCGAUAAAAUUCGUACUAUAAUUAAAGCCAGAGGUAUUAGCUAUCCAAAUGUGACUGGAAAGACAUUUGCUGUAUUUCGAGUGGAUCAAGAUCAUCAUUUGAUUUCAGUUGUGUCAUUCAUGUAUCCAUCGCCGGAUUGGUUUGUUGGAAUUUCGGGUUUGGAACUAUGUUUGCCAAACUGUAAUUGGAUUACGAAUAAAACCAUCAACCUGUACCCAUGGGACGCUGGAAUUGAUAGCGGAGUCACAUACAAUUCAUCUGAUAUGCCUCAAGUACCAAUAAUGAAUAUAGAGAGAGUUUGGCCAUCGAAUACCAAUGAUAUGCGUUCUCCAUUUUAUGACCAAUCGGGUGCACAAAUGAAGCCUAUUGCAAAACUUCAUCUUAUGAGACAACGUCUUUAUGAAAAAAGUUGCUCAGAAGAAGAGUCUAAAACCGAACAAUCAGUUUGUGAUACUGGACCGUGGUCAGAUUGGGACGAGUGUUCAGUGACUUGUGGCAAAGGCUACAGUAAUAGAUAUAGGCAAUAUAAGAAUCCAGAAGACGCACAUAAACCUCACUGUAGCAAACGGUCGAUGACACAACGUAAAGGAUGUUAUGUGCUUCCUUCGUGUGCGAUUGAGGCUGAGGAGACUGAUACGAUUGAUCCAAAAUGUGAUGUAACUGCUUUUGGUCAGUGGUCGGAUUGCUCAGCAGAGUGUGGACCUGGUGUAACGGCAAGAUUUCGGACAAUCUUAAACGAAGAAGUGACACCAAAAUACUGUUUGGGUAGAAUGUUCUUACAGCAAACUAUACCAUGCGAAUCAAAACCUUGCCAAGACGAACGUGAUAACGUGGACUUGGGUAUAAUAUGCAGUAAUUGUUCACUAACUAAAUGGUCGUUGUGGUCACCUUGCAAUAUGAAAUGUGGAACGGGUCAGAAGGAGAGACAUAGGAUGAAUUUUGACAAAACUGCAACAUCAGAAAAUUGUGACCCUCGUUGUUAUACACAGACAAUAAAUUGUACAGAUAAUCCUCCAUGUGAAAACAAUAUGCGAAUGGAAACAACCACAUCACCAAGUUCUGAAAAUACACCAGUAACAUCUGUUACUUUAAAUCCAGACGAUAUUUCAGACGAUUCGACGGAAAAAUGUUUUUUGUCAAAUUGGAGUAAAUUUUCAAGUUGUAAUGCUAUUUGUGGUCCUGGUUUCAAAGAGCGUACGCGAACCAUACUAUCCCCAACGGAUCCACUGGAACAAAAGAAAUGCAGGAAAAAACUAGUUGAUCGUCGAAACUGUCGAGGAAGACAAUGUAGCAGAUGUAAUUAUUCGCCAUGGUCGGAGUGGUCACUAUGCUCAGCGCUAUGUGGUAUGAAUGCAGUACAACAACGUACAAGAGUUCCAGAAAAUGUUGCAUGGACUUGGUGUAAAGAUAGAUUAGAACAGCGUAUUUGUUCAGCUUUAGCAUGUAAAACUGAUUAG
Molecule: messenger RNA, 2250 nt
Organism: Macrosiphum euphorbiae (potato aphid)
Lineage: Eukaryota; Metazoa; Arthropoda; Insecta; Hemiptera; Aphididae
Source: the annotation of a GenBank genome assembly